AUGCAUCCAAUAAUCCUCUUCUCCAAAAUGGAUUUUAGUCAGAACAAUUUAUUUGGAUACAUAGAAGACCUGCAGGAACUAACUAUUAUAGAGAGGCCAGUACGCAGGAGCCUGAAGACACCAGAAGAAAUAGAAAGAUUGACAGUUGAUGAAGAACUCAGUGAUAUUGAAAGGGCUGUUUAUCUACUCAGUUCUGGCCAGGAUAUCCAAGGAACAAGCGUGGUAGCAAAUCUUCCAGUCCUGAUGCGACAGAAUCCUGCAGAAACACUUCGUCGGGUUUUACCAAAAAUCAGGGAGGUGCUGCACAUUGCAGGAGUGGAAAUGCAGUUAACAGCUGCUGCUUCAUUUUUGACUGUUCUACAAGAGGAGUUGGUGUCCAUUCAUACGUACUCCCACUCCUUCCUACACAUCAUUCUCCAGAACCUGGAACAUAGAGACGCAGGUGUCAGCAAUGCAUGGCUAGAAACUCUUCUUACUGUAAUAGAAGCUUUACCAAAAGAGACUACCAGACAUGAGAUCCUGAAUCCACUUGUUUCCAAAGCACAGCUUUCUCAAACACUUCAAUCUCGCUUAGUUAGUUGUAAAAUCAUGGGAAAAUUAGCUAACAAAUUUGAAGCUCAUAUUAUUAAAAGAGAGAUUCUUCCAUUGGUAAAAUCACUGUGCGAGGAUGUGGAAUAUGAAGUUAGAACUUGCAUGUGUCGGCAGCUGGAACAUAUAGCUCAAGGAAUAGGGACAGAACUAACAAAAACUGUGGUGCUUCCUGAAUUAGUAGAACUGGCAAGAGAUGAGGACAGCAGUGUACGCCUUGCAGCUUUUGAGACAUUAGUGAAUCUGCUCGAUAUGUUUGAUACAGAUGAUAGGAGUCAAACUGUGCUCCCCUUAGUGAAAUCAUUCUGUGAAAAAUCCUUCAAAGCAGAUGAAUCUAUCCUAAUUUCUUUAUCUUUCCAUUUAGGGAAACUGUGUAAUGGAUUAUAUGGCAUUUUUACUCCUGAACAGCACUUACGGUUUUUGGAAUUCUAUAAGAAGCUUUCCACACUGGGUUUACAGCAGGAAAAUGGACACAAUGAUAAUCAACUACAGCUUCAAACUUUGGAACAGGAAAAGAAGUAUAUUUCUGUGAGGAAGAACUGUGCUUACAAUUUUCCAGCCAUGAUUGUUUUUGUGGAUCCAAAGAACUUCCAUUUAGAACUAUAUUCUAUAUUCUUCUGCCUUUGUCAUGAUCCUGAAGUUCCUGUCAGAUAUACUAUGGCCAUAAGCUUCUAUGAAGUUGCUAAGCUUUUAAAUUCGGGUGUGUAUACAAUACAUAAAGAACUGGUUACAUUAUUACAGGAUGAGUCACUGGAGGUGUUAGAUGCCCUGGUAGGUCACCUUCCUGAAAUCCUUGAACUAAUGACUAAUGGAGGAGAAAACAGUGGAUCAGAAAGCAAGUUAUUGUCUAUUCCUGACUUGAUUCCUGCAUUAACAACAGCAGAACAGAGAGCAGCAACUUCUUUAAAAUGGAGAACUCAUGAGAAGUUACUACACAAAUAUGCAUGUCUCCCUCAUAUCAUAUCAAGUGAUCAGAUUUAUUACCGUUUUCUUCACAGAAUGUUGACAAUCAUUUUGACAAAUAAUGUCCUGCCAGUCCAAAAAGCAGCUGCUCGAACUCUCUGCGUUUAUUUGCGUUAUAAUCGCAAACAAGAACAGAGGCAUGAGGUUAUUCAGAAACUGAUUGAACAACUGGGCCAAGGAAAAAGUUAUUGGAACAGACUUCGUUUUUUAGAUACUUGUGAAUUCAUUAUGGAACUGUUUUCAAAAUCAUUCUUCUGUAAAUACUUCUUUCUACCUGUGCUUGAACUUACACAUGAUCCCGUGGCAAAUGUGAG
Molecule: messenger RNA, 1865 nt
Organism: Cariama cristata (Red-legged seriema)
Lineage: Eukaryota; Metazoa; Chordata; Aves; Cariamiformes; Cariamidae
Gene: PPP4R4
Product: protein phosphatase 4, regulatory subunit 4
Exons: 16
Cellular component (GO): protein serine/threonine phosphatase complex; cytosol
Molecular function (GO): protein phosphatase regulator activity; protein binding
Source: RefSeq, a predicted model, not a curated record